ACACCUCAAAGCGCUAAAUUUAAACCCAAUUCGAAAAGUCUCCCUCCCUCCAAAACGCGAGUUUCGGUGUUUCCUGGCCGAUGGAAUCUGCAAAGACAACGUCGACAACGGCGAAGGGCGCCGGUGGCAGGAGAGGCGGAAACAGGAAGAAGGCGGUGUCGAAGUCGGUGAAGGCUGGUCUGCAGUUCCCGGUAGGAAGGAUCGCUCGGUUCCUCAAAAAGGGUCGCUAUGCGCAGAGAACGGGCUCCGGCGCUCCCAUCUACCUCGCCGCUGUUCUCGAGUACCUCGCUGCCGAGGUGCUGGAGUUGGCCGGAAAUGCUGCGAGAGACAACAAGAAGAACCGGAUCAACCCAAGGCACGUUCAAUUGGCGGUGAGGAAUGAUGACGAGCUGGGAAAACUCCUUCACGGAGUAACCAUCGCCAGUGGCGGUGUCCUUCCCAACAUAAACCCUGUUUUGUUGCCCAAGAAAUCAGCAGCCGCAGAAUCAGCGGCUUCCGAGAAGACCUCUCAAUCCAAAUCCCCCAAGAAAAAAUAAAUUUUUUUUUUUUUCCCUUUGUGGGUACUCUCGUUUUACACCGCUGCCCUCUGUUUAUGCUUUGUAGGAUCUGGUCCCCCCCCCUCCCCUCACUGGGCAUAAAAAAUGUUGAUCCACUAAUGUAAUAGACUUCUUAUUUUCUGUUAA
Messenger RNA from Malania oleifera, 683 nucleotides. RefSeq names its product probable histone H2A.5. Lineage: Eukaryota; Viridiplantae; Streptophyta; Magnoliopsida; Santalales; Ximeniaceae. The transcript has 2 exons. Gene Ontology annotation, molecular function: DNA binding; protein heterodimerization activity; structural constituent of chromatin. The record is from RefSeq and is a predicted model, not a curated record. Gene Ontology annotation, cellular component: nucleosome. The coding region runs from base 81 to 536 and encodes 151 amino acids.